This is a messenger RNA of Diaporthe citri, 1473 nucleotides long. RefSeq lists its product as uncharacterized. The transcript has 4 exons. Bases 1 to 1473 code for a protein of 490 amino acids. NCBI's taxonomy places the organism in Eukaryota, Fungi, Ascomycota, Sordariomycetes, Diaporthales, Diaporthaceae. The record is from RefSeq and is a predicted model, not a curated record.
AUGUGUCGCUUUCUGGUCUACAAGGGAAGUGACGAGAUCCUGCUCUCCAAGCUUAUCCUCGAACCGUGCCACUCCAUCCUCAGACAGAGCUUCGACUCUCGCCUUCGACUAGAUACGAGGCGCGGAGCAAACAAUGCCGAUGGCUUCGGCAUAGGCUACUACACCAGCCCCAAGCUGGGCGCCGAACCCUGCAUCUUCACCUCGACUACACCCGCCUGGAACGACCCGAACCUGCAGCGAAUCGCCUCAAAAACCGCAUCGAACCUCAUAUUUGCGCAUGUGCGAGCCACCACCGAAGGCUCCACCUCCCCAGACAACUGCCACCCCUUCGAACAUGGCAGCCUCAUGUGGAUGCACAACGGUGGACUCGGCGGCUGGAAGCACAUCAAGCGCAGACUGGCUGAACGUCUCGCCGAUAAAUGGUACCUAGGUGUCAGGGGAGGUACCGACAGCGAAUGGGCCUUCGCCCUGUUCCUCGACACCCUCGAGCGCAUGGGUGUCGACCCCAGCUCUUCUCCGAAGAAGGGCUUCGGUCCCAUGGUGUUGAGGAAAGCCAUGUUGAAGACCAUCGCGCAGAUCAACGACCUGAUCGACCAGAUACCGGAGAGCACCCUGCACAGCGAGAACAUCGACACGCGAAGCUUGCUCAACUUCUGCGUCUCCGACGGGCACAGCAUCAUCUGCACCAGAUACAUCAACAGCUCCACCGAUGAGGCCGCUAGUCUGUACUAUUCCUCGGGCACCCAGUGGGAGACGAGACAGCAUGAUGACAACGAGAAUUACCAAAUGAAGAGACGCGAUAAGGGCGCCGAUGUGGUUCUCGUCUCUAGCGAGCCUCUGACGUUUGAGAGAGAAAACUGGAUCAACGUUCCCACCAACUCCAUCUUGACCAUCCAUGACCAGACCGCUUUCGUCCAGCCGAUAAUAGACCAAUUCCAUCAUAAAGACCCCUGGCAUCGCCGAUCGGCUGGCUUCGUGCAAAGCAAAGGCCUUGCCGCGAACGAAAAGACCCCCACGCCGCUGCCCAUGCCCAACCCGGCGGUGGUCGCCCCUGAGGGCAACUUACAGGCGGAGAUGUUUCACAAAAGGGCCAACCUGGGACCAACAAUACCGUUCAGUUUGAUGAGGUCGAUCACCCCCCAGAUCUCGAGGACAACACCUUCUGAGGCACCCAACAGCGUUGUCGCCGCAUCACCUCGGCCUUCUUUGUCAACCGUGGAUACUAGCAAAAGCACAGAUUUCAGAACAGUGACUGGGCCACCAGUCAGCAGACAGGCAUCUACCUCGAAUCCACCGGCGCUGGGCAACAUCAAGAAGAAGAGGAUGUCGCUCAGCAACCUUGACCAGCUGCAAAGCCCGUCUCCGUCGUCGGAAACAGAGCCACCGACCCCGAUGAGCCCGGUAGACAGGACAUCGUAUGGGGACCCAAAUAAAAUUGCGCAAUACUUUCCAGAGCUUACCCUUUCGCCUUGA